Striga hermonthica is the source of this 246-nucleotide messenger RNA. The record is from the annotation of a GenBank genome assembly. Lineage: Eukaryota; Viridiplantae; Streptophyta; Magnoliopsida; Lamiales; Orobanchaceae.
AUGAGCUCUAAGGCUGUCUUCACUUUCCUCCUGCUAAUCGUCUUGCUCUUCACCACUCAUGAGGAGAUGCGCGGUGGCAACACGAUAGUAAAAGUGGCGGGUCGAACGUGCGAUUCGCAGAGCCACGGUUUCAAGGGGCAGUGUUGGAGCGACACUAACUGCGGCCUCGUGUGCCGCAACGAAGGCUUUCCGAGCGGCCACUGUCGGGGCUUUCGCAAGCGUUGCUUUUGCCGCAGGCCUUGUUAA